Molecule: messenger RNA, 1586 nt
Organism: Dryobates pubescens (Downy woodpecker)
Lineage: Eukaryota; Metazoa; Chordata; Aves; Piciformes; Picidae
Gene: EIF3E
Product: eukaryotic translation initiation factor 3 subunit E
Exons: 13
Coding region: 29-1366 (445 amino acids)
Biological process (GO): translational initiation
Cellular component (GO): eukaryotic translation initiation factor 3 complex; cytoplasm; nucleus
Molecular function (GO): translation initiation factor activity
Source: RefSeq, a predicted model, not a curated record
CUCUCUCUCUUUCUCUCACGGCCCCAAGAUGGCGGAGUACGACUUGACCACCAAGAUCGCGCACUUCUUGGACCGCCACUUGGUCUUCCCGCUGCUGGAGUUCCUGUCCGUCAAAGAGAUAUACAAUGAAAAAGAGCUACUCCAAGGAAAACUGGAUCUCCUUAGUGACACGAACAUGGUGGAUUUUGCUAUGGAUGUGUACAAAAAUCUGUAUUCUGAUGAAAUUCCACAUGCUUUGCGGGAGAAGAGAACUACUGUCGUUGCACAGCUGAAGCAGCUUCAGGCUGAAACUGAACCUAUAGUCAAGAUGUUUGAGGACCCAGAGACUACAAGGCAAAUGCAGUCCACUAGGGACGGUCGGAUGCUCUUUGACUAUUUAGCUGAGAAGCAUGGUUUUAGGCAGGAGUACCUAGAUACCCUCUACAGGUAUGCAAAAUUCCAGUAUGAAUGUGGCAACUACUCAGGAGCUGCAGAAUAUCUCUACUUCUUUAGAGUUCUGGUUCCAGCAACGGACAGAAAUGCUCUGAGUUCUCUGUGGGGAAAACUGGCAUCUGAAAUCCUGAUGCAGAAUUGGGAUGCAGCCAUGGAAGACCUCACAAGACUUAAGGAGACAAUAGAUAACAAUUCUGUCAGCUCUCCACUGCAGUCUCUUCAGCAAAGAACAUGGCUCAUCCACUGGUCUUUGUUCGUGUUCUUUAAUCAUCCUAAAGGGAGAGACAAUAUCAUUGACCUUUUCCUCUACCAGCCACAGUAUCUUAAUGCCAUUCAAACAAUGUGCCCACAUAUCCUCAGAUAUCUGACUACUGCAGUCAUAACAAAUAAGGAUGUCAGAAAGCGCAGACAAGUGCUGAAAGAUCUAGUCAAGGUUAUUCAACAGGAGUCCUACACGUACAGGGACCCUAUCACAGAGUUUGUGGAAUGUUUGUACGUUAAUUUUGAUUUUGAUGGUGCGCAGAAGAAGCUGAGAGAGUGUGAAACUGUGCUUGUGAAUGAUUUCUUCCUGGUGGCGUGCCUCGAGGACUUCAUAGAGAACGCUCGGCUCUUCAUAUUUGAGACCUUCUGCCGCAUCCAUCAGUGCAUCAGCAUUGGCAUGCUGGCAGAUAAACUAAAUAUGACUCCUGAAGAAGCAGAAAGAUGGAUUGUCAAUCUAAUUCGAAAUGCACGAUUAGAUGCCAAGCUGGAUUCAAAGCUGGGCCAUGUAGUCAUGGGCAACAAUGCAGUCUCACCUUACCAGCAAGUGAUUGAGAAGACCAAAAGCCUGUCUUUUCGUAGUCAAAUGUUGGCUAUGAACAUCGAGAAGAAAUUGAAUCAGAGCGGUAGAUCUGAGGCACCUAACUGGGCUACUCAAGACUCGGGCUUCUACUGAAAUACUUCUGCAGAGGGGGAAGAAAAAAAUCAGUCUUCAUUUGACUGAAAAAGAACAUAAAUAUGUAACUUCUUUUGAGAAAAGAUAAUUGUGUUCCAUCUAGCAGCAUUUGAAUAAAAUUGGCUAAUUAACAGUCUGUGCAUCUCUGUAACUUAAAUAAUGAGUUAAUUAUGCUGUAUUGGGGGAUUUUCAGCAUAAUGGUGUUCUGAAGUAUUUUAGG